GACGUCGCCCAACAUUUCCUCGACAACAUCCUUGAACAGUUCGAGCUCACCCUCGACGCUCUCCCGCUCUACACUUUCCUCGAAUUCAUCUGCUACAUCCAUCACCACGAUGGCUACCACGUUCUCAGACACAACAAGAACUGACAUGUUCGAACAACUCUUCCAACGCUUGGAAGAGGAAAGUGAACGCCGCGCUUUGCAGGAAGAGGAGCGGGAUGUGCUCGAGGAAAAGGCGGAGCCCUCGCCGGUAGCCACUGUUCGCGACCGCCGUCGUGGCAGCAUCUCUAUCUCCCGAGUCGGUGGCCAGUCCUCGAGCGACACACGAGAACCAUCAGCCCGAGGCUCCCGUCCAUCAUCCAUCAUCGUCACACGUAGCAGCUUCUACCAGCUCGACUCGGGCCGUGCAGACAGCACAGACUCGUUCGCAAGUGAAACGACAACAGACCGGUCCGUCGACGAGGUCGAGGACAUUCAUCACGUCGCUCAGACGCACUUCAUCCCCGCCCAAAGCAUCUCUAAAGCCAUCUCCCGCCGCCUCUCCCGCGCGAAGGAGCUGAUACCGCUCGCGAGCCCGACCUCCGCGAGCACAGUCAUCAUCGAUGUCGCUGUCGAGGCGAAGAUUGUCGAGCACCACCCAGGCGACGGCGAGUAUCGCGGCACCCAGACUACGACAACAAUUGCGGCUGUCAGCAGUGGCACGCUCCGUCCGCGGCGCUCAACGCCCAUGCUCAACGACAAGGUCACCUUCCUUGCGAAAGCGAAAGACAUCACUUCCAAGCUGCGUCGGAGAAGCGUCGCUGCCUUCUCGCCCGCAUCACGAUAGAUCCCCCAUCCCGCGCACGUCGCUGUCACGGCGACAGUCCCCCCACCCCUGCUAUCGCUUUUUUAUUCCACGGACUUCGCUAUCAGUUUAUUUUCGGGUAUUCAUUGGGGAUUCUGCUUUUUGGUUCAG
This is a messenger RNA of Phanerochaete carnosa HHB-10118-sp, 952 nucleotides long. RefSeq lists its product as uncharacterized. The transcript has 2 exons. Bases 110 to 823 code for a protein of 237 amino acids. The record is from RefSeq and is a predicted model, not a curated record. NCBI's taxonomy places the organism in Eukaryota, Fungi, Basidiomycota, Agaricomycetes, Polyporales, Phanerochaetaceae.